AUGGCCCAGACUGCGUCUUUACGCAUUUACUCUGAUAGCUCUGCUCCCCGGAGUCCUAGCAAAGGUCUGUCAACAGGGGUUUUGCCUCUUAUUGAUAGUGCCCCAUUGGACGACCAGAGUGUGGUUAUCAGAUCUAAUAUCUCUCCCCGACGGCUCACCCUGGGCGAUUCUGUGCAAGCAAUCAUAGGUGAAACAUCAUCUAGUGCCUCUAUUGCCAUUUCUGCUACUGUAGGACCUUUAAAAAUAUCAGUGGUAGUCAAUGAGAUGAAAAAACUCCACUUUACAACUACAGCUGGAGAGGAUGUAUACUUUGAUAAAAAUGGAGACCCAGCAGCAAGGUAUGAACUGCUGAAUUGGCAACAAGAUAAAGAUGGUAAAAUAUUCUUUGUUAAAGUGGGCUUCUAUGAUGGCUCUUUGCAAACACUCCCUCAGCUUUCAUUUAACAACAUCAGUAUAGCCUGGGCCCAUAACAAAUCACAGAUGCCAGUCUCAGUGUGUAGUCCAAGUUGUCCCCUGGGCACAAGAAAAGCUGUGCAGAAAGGAAGGCCAAUCUGCUGUUUUGACUGCAUACCAUGUGCAGAGGGAGAAAUCAGUAAUGUAACAGAUUCUAUAACUUGUAUCAAGUGCCCACCUGAACUGUGGUCGAAUGACAGGAAAGAUGCAUGUGUCCUAAAGCUGGUGGAAUUCCUGUCAUUUGAAGAAAUAAUGGGAAUCAUUCUUGCAUCAUUUUCUUUGUUAGGAGCAUCAUUUACCAUCUGCAUUGCUGUAAUUUUCUUUAAACACAAGGACACACCAAUUGUUAGGGCCAACAAUUCUGAACUGAGCUUCUUGUUGCUCUUCUCACUCUUUCUUUGUUUCCUCUGUGCACUUACAUUUAUUGGUCGUCCCUCUGCAUGGUCAUGUAUGCUGCGUCACACAGCAUUUGGGACCACAUUUGUCCUUUGCAUCUCCUGCAUUCUGGGUAAAACAGUAGUGGUGUUAAUGGCCUUUAGGUCUACACUUCCAGGCAGUAAUUUCAUGAAAUGGUUUGGUCCUCUACAGCAGAGAUUCAGUAUUCUUGCCUUCACUUUUGUACAGGUCAUUAUUUGUGUCCUGUGGUUAAUAAUAUCCCCUCCAUUUCCCUACAAGAAUAUGAAGUACUACAAGGAAAAGAUCAUAUUAGAAUGCAAUGUAGGUUCAGCUGUAGGUUUUUGGGCUGUGCUUGGUUAUAUAGGACUCCUGGCUGUUUUGUGUUUUAUUUUGGCUUUUCUGGCCCGGAAGCUGCCUGACAAUUUCAAUGAAGCUAAAUUCAUCACAUUUAGCAUACUCAUAUUUUGUGCAGUUUGGAUUACUUUUAUUCCUGCUUAUGUCAGCUCUCCUGAAAAAUUCACUGUAGCUGUAGAAAUAUUUGCCAUUUUAACAUCAAGCUUUGGUUUAUUACUUUGCAUAUUUCUUCCAAAGUGCUAUAUCAUUGUACUGAAGCCUGAUAAGAACUCUAAAAAGCAAAUGAUGGGUAAAACACCUGCUAAAUGA
Messenger RNA from Clarias gariepinus (North African catfish), 1512 nucleotides. RefSeq names its product extracellular calcium-sensing receptor-like. Gene Ontology annotation, biological process: G protein-coupled receptor signaling pathway. The record is from RefSeq and is a predicted model, not a curated record. Gene Ontology annotation, molecular function: G protein-coupled receptor activity. Bases 1 to 1512 code for a protein of 503 amino acids. Lineage: Eukaryota; Metazoa; Chordata; Actinopteri; Siluriformes; Clariidae. Gene Ontology annotation, cellular component: membrane. The transcript has 5 exons.